This is a messenger RNA of Candida tropicalis MYA-3404, 726 nucleotides long. RefSeq lists its product as uncharacterized. NCBI's taxonomy places the organism in Eukaryota, Fungi, Ascomycota, Pichiomycetes, Serinales, Debaryomycetaceae. The transcript has a single exon. The record is from RefSeq and is a predicted model, not a curated record. Gene Ontology annotation, molecular function: NADH dehydrogenase activity. Bases 1 to 726 code for a protein of 241 amino acids.
AUGUUAUCACGUCUCAUUACUAGAUCAUCCCAAGUUGGCGCCUUUACUUCUACCAUACCAAAGAGAUAUUCAUCGAUUAUCUCUGUUCAUAGAGAUACAAAAGAAGACAACCCAAAUAUACCUUUUGAAUUCACUUCUGAAAACAAAAAAAGAGCCGAAGAAAUCAUUGCCAAAUAUCCUCCACAAUAUAAAAAAGGUGCCUGUAUGCCGUUAUUGGACUUGGGUCAACGUCAAUUGGGCUUUACAUCUAUUUCCGUCAUGAACUAUGUUGCCAAGUUAUUGGAUAUGCCACCAAUGAGAGUCUAUGAAGUUGCUACUUUCUAUACCAUGUAUAACAGACAUCCUAUGGGUAAAUACAACUUGCAAGUCUGUACCACUACUCCAUGUCAAUUGUGUGGAAGUGAUGGAAUCAUGGAAGCCAUAACCAACCAUUUGAAGAUCAAACCAGGUCAAACUACUCCAGAUAAAUUAUUCACUUUACAAGAAGUUGAAUGUUUGGGUGCUUGUGUCAAUGCUCCAAUGAUUGCCAUUAAUGACGAUUACCAUGAAGAUUUGACUCCAGAAGCCACUGUAAAAUUAUUGCAACAAUUACAAGAAGGUAAAGAAUUAAGUGAAGUUGGUCCAGUUGAUGGAAAGAGAGAAUCAUGUGAACCAUUCAGUGGACAAAAGGUAUUGUUGGGCAAAGAACCAAACGAUAUUAGAAAGUUCACAAGAGCUGAUUUGUAA